Durio zibethinus is the source of this 667-nucleotide messenger RNA. RefSeq names its product Bifunctional inhibitor/lipid-transfer protein/seed storage 2S albumin superfamily protein. Lineage: Eukaryota; Viridiplantae; Streptophyta; Magnoliopsida; Malvales; Malvaceae. The record is from RefSeq and is a predicted model, not a curated record.
CAAUGUAAGAUAAUGCAAGCACUAGAUUUACUGCUACUAAUUAGAGCCACAAGCUACGUUGCAGUCAAGGAUAGAUAUUACGUUAUUGCUUUGAACAAUGUCAAUCACACGUCCAUAAAAAUCUAGCUCCCAGCUUUUGACACCAUCACUUCCUGGACUGGCUAUAGCAAACUUUCAUCGAACAAAAUUUUCUCUAUAAAUAUCUUGAGCUUGCCAAGUGCCAACCUCACUUCAAUUCAUUGCGUGUGAAAAGAAUGGCAUUCAGGGGUUGUAAGGCAGCUGCUCUUUUCUUUUUGCUUAGCAUUUCAUUUUUCACUCGCGUUUCAUCUCAUACGGUCGUCCCGUGCCCUCCCCCACCUAAAACUGCACCAUCUCCUCCCUCUGUCCCAAAGAAGCCUGCCAAAUGUCCCAAAGAUACGCUUAAGUUUGGUGUUUGCGGCAGCUGGUUGGGACUGGUUCACGAGGUUAUUGGGACUCCACCUAGUAAGGAGUGUUGUACACUGAUUUCAGGUUUAGCUGAUCUCGAGGCUGCAUUUUGUCUGUGUACUGCGAUUAAGGCCAAUAUGCUUGGAGUUAUCAAGGUCAAAAUACCUAUUGCCCUCACUUUGCUGAUAAAUGCAUGUGGGAAAAAGGUCCCUAAAGGCUUUGUAUGUGCAUAGAAUUUCUU